ACGUAAACAUGAUUUCAUACAUACUUGUGUUGUAUCUAUCUCUCUUUAUCAACAGACAACAAACUCUCUUUAUCUUUCUUCAGCUGCCAAAGUUCUUGAAAUAUUCUAAUGAACGAUUGAAUUAAGCAUCGAAAAAGUUUUUUUUUAGACCUGCCGGUGUGUCAUGACUGACAAUGAUACGAAUACCCUAAACUACUGGUUGAACUGGAGAUUCUUCCUUUGUGGGACAUGGGUUUUGACAGCUAUGGUAGCAGCAGCAGUGCUUAUUUGGAAAUACGAAGGUUUUACUUUGGACAAAAUCCAGAGAAGAGAUGAUGGACUGGAAAGUGCCGGGUGUUUGAACAAGGACGAAGCAUGGAGAACAUGUUCAAAGGCAAUUCAUCCUGCUUGGCUUCUUGCUCUCCGCAUAAUUGCUUUUACUGUGCUCCUGGCAUUGCUAGCUAUCAACAUAAUCACUGGUGGGGCCGACAUAUUCUAUUUUUACACUUUGUGGACAUUUGCACUGGUCACAAUCUAUUUUGGGAUUGGGUCUUCAUUCUCCAUUUAUGGAUGUUUCUAUUGCUGCAAUGGAGUUGAUGAUGAUAGGGCUGAUUUUGCGGGUGUAGACACUGAGCGUGGUUCUUAUGUGGCUCCCUCGUACGAGGGAAAUGCAGAUCUCAGCAACAUGCCCAUAAAUUUUCCCAGUCAGGAAGAAGAAUAUGACCCUCGAAGUGCAGGCUUUUGGGGUUAUGUCUUUCAAGUAGUUUUUCAGACUUCUGCAGGUGCUGUAAUGCUUACUGACAGCGUCUUUUGGUUUGUCAUCUAUCCCUUUUUAACUCCCGCAGAUCAUAAAUUACAUUUUCUUGAGGUUUGCAUGCAUUCUCUAAAUGCUGUGUUCCUGCUUGCAGAUAUCUGCUUGAAUCACUUGAGGUUCCCUUUCUUCAGAAUUGCUUAUUUUGUCCAGUUCACUUGUAUAUUUGUUGUUGUCCAGUGGACUAUACAUGCUUGUGCUUCGAUGUGGUGGCCAUAUCCAUUUCUUGACUUGUCAUCUCCGUAUGCUCCACUAUGGUACUUGGGCAUUGGUUUGGUUCAUCUUCCAUGCUACGGCAUCGUCCUCUUGAUAAUUCGGACCAAGAAGGCCUGUUUGUCGAGAUUUCCUAGUUGAAGCUGGGAAGUGUAGGCUCAACACCACCUCAGAGUUGAGCACUAACAAGCUUAUCUCCCCCAACUCUUCCGCAUUCAUCACAUCCUUUUCUUGUAAAUCAUUAUUUGUUGUAUAUGUGAAAAUUUAUUUCUUACAAUCUUCACAUUGCAACACAUAAACUACAUUUAUUUAUUUUUCUUCCUUGUAAUAUAUGGGGUUCAAACUUUAAAGUACAGUGAAGAAUGAACAAAGUAUAGUGGUGAUCAACUUGUUGCUAUUUUUGCAAAGUAUCCGAUGUAUAAAUUGUAUGACCUUUUCUUUUA
Molecule: messenger RNA, 1446 nt
Organism: Daucus carota subsp. sativus
Lineage: Eukaryota; Viridiplantae; Streptophyta; Magnoliopsida; Apiales; Apiaceae
Exons: 9
Coding region: 164-1144 (326 amino acids)
Cellular component (GO): membrane
Source: RefSeq, a predicted model, not a curated record